Amborella trichopoda is the source of this 1847-nucleotide messenger RNA. Lineage: Eukaryota; Viridiplantae; Streptophyta; Magnoliopsida; Amborellales; Amborellaceae. The record is from RefSeq and is a predicted model, not a curated record.
CGAUCGAUUUUUUAGGUGCAGUAAACUUAAAAGUGGAGAGAGAGAGUAUUCCACUUUGCUCCCCAUGUUGCAGAGAUGGAGGAGAGGGUUCCAUAGCCAGCCUUGAUGUUGUAGUGAGUUUUAGAGAGAGAAAGUUCCCAUUUCGAGCAAUGAUUUAUAGCGAGUUUUAGAGAGAGAGAGAGAGAGGGGGGAGAGAGCCAUGAUGAACGGUGUCCUGAAAUCCAGAGUCUUCAACCGUUAUGAUAACCUCACCCCCUCUGUGGCCCACGGAACGGCCCUCUUUCAUUCCAGUGCGGCUUCAGAGAGGAGGAGGAGGACGCAAUGGGAUUUUGACUUUGGUGCUGCUAGAGAUUCCAAUAAGAGAUUCAACAGUUACACAAACAGAUUCCGAAGGAUGGAAGGGAAAAAGACAUUGCUGAGGAAUGUUGCUGCAUUUGCAGAUCAUCUAUUCCAGAGCUGGCGAUUGGGUGAUGAAGAGAAUGAUCAUUCAGAGUCUCGCAAGGGCACCUCAUGGGCAUAUGGAAGUGCAUAUGGUGGAAAGAGAACCAGGCAAAGCACUUCUGGCUCACAGGAAUCUCCUUGGGGAAGUUACAGGAGGAAAAAGAAAGGAGGCUUCCAUUUCUGCUUUGAUGAAGAUGAGGAUGUUGAGUUUAUAUUUCGAUCUGCUUUUGGAGGUGAACGUUACUGUUAUUGGUCAUUUAAUAAGGGGAGUAAUUUCCAUUGGAGGGAAGCUUCUAGAACCACUUGGAAUUGGAGAUCUAGGAGAGAAAGCUAUUCUUCAGAUGAAGAUGAAUCUGAUUCAACUUCAGAGAGACUGGCUCUUGGUUUGAGUGCUUCUGAACCACUAAAGCUAGAAGAUGUUAAGAGUGCAUACCGAGCUUGUGCUUUAAGAUGGCAUCCAGAUCGUCACCAGGGUUCUUCAAAGCAUUGUUUUUAGGAUCAAAGCACGCAUGAUUUAGUGGUCUUUAGGUGAACUCUCCACCAAAUUUGGCUCAAGAAACAUCUUGAGGAUUUUAGCGGGAGAACUUCAUCACAAAGCAUCUUGAUGAAGCAUUUCCUCUGUCAAUAUUCAGGAAAGAAAAGGGAUUUUGGUGGCAGGGGACCUCUAGUUGUUCUUUUUACAUGGUUGUGAACAGCCAGUAGUCUUUUCUUUUUUGAAUUGCCAGGAUGGGUUCUGGUCGAUAAGACCUUAACAAAUUGGGUUUAGUGAUCUACUUGACUGAAACCGUUCAGCCAAUUCAUUGAAUGUGUUGUAUGAACUGAAAGGAAGAUUCUUAUACCACCAUGGUAUGCUGCUCUCUAUGCCCCAAGAAAAGAGAUUACAUGGGAUAGGACCCCUAAAUCUUCUGUAAAUUCGAGAACCUCCUGAAGUACAGAUCCCAGGUGACGCUUGGGAGAUCAUUCUGUAUUUAAGGAAAUUUUUGAGCGGGAAAAUGAGUGAUUAGAGCUCUGUAACAUAACCUGAAGGAUCUUUACAUAGAUGAGAAGAGAAGCAUAGAACAGUUGCUCUCUGAGUAUCAUGUUCAUGUAGGGAAAGUAUACUACUGCACUAUACCCAUCGUGUGUGUGACUUCCACUUGACAGACCGAUGGACUUUGGGCACUGGAAUGGUUCAUCGCCAUUCUCCAUCUUUGAAUAUGAAUUGUGGGGAUUGUGGGGAUGAAUGGCAUACGCACUGCGCACAUGAUGUUCUCCAUGUGUUGCGGCUUGUUUGAGUGUUGUGCUGUUACAUACAUACAAUUGGAUGUGCUUAUACAUGUCUGCUUUUGCCAGAACUGUUGUGUACCGACUUAUUCACUAUAUCAUAAUGGCUUAAAUUUAUUUGCUUGAGAUUUAAACUUAGUUGU